AGUUCAGUGCAGAGAUCAGCUGUGAGAGGUCGUCCAGCGCCCAGUCCUGUCAGCAAAACAUCACCCAGGCUCCACCAUGACGAGCAGGAUGACGGUCACACAGCCUCAGCCUGUGAUGGAGGUCCGAAGCUCUCAGGAGUGGAGCAGCGGAAUCUGCGACUGCUGCAGUGAUUUACGAUCAUGUUGUUUCGCCUUCUGGUGCUGCCCCUGCUUUGCCUGUCAGACCUCCAAAAAGUUUGGUGAACAUCUGUGCACCCCUCUGCUGGAAAUCUUCGGCUUCUGUGUCCCACCGAUCACCAUGUCCAUGAGGGUCGCCAUGCGACACCGCUACGGCAUCAAAGGAACCCUGCCUCUGGACUGCGUUCACGCCACCUUCUGCACCAUCUGCACCUGGUGCCAGAUGUCCAGGGAGAUGGAGAAGAGGAACAUCCAGAUCGUCCUGGUCAACGCCAAGAACACAUGAUGUGGCUGUGGCGGCUGGACCGAGCCCACGGCAGAGCCCGGCAGUGCUUCCCGUACAGAUGCUGCGUGAAGUCGUGUGUGUUUGUACUGUACGAAGGAAUCCUGCCGCAGAGCUGAAGGAACCUUCUCUUAAACUUUGUGGGUGAACCAGAUCUUUAUAAGGACAUAAAAUAUAUGUUUUACAGUUAGGAAAUAAUAAAAGCCAAUGAAAGAUGUUACUUUAGGAAAAGAACAUUUAUAUAUCUAUUUUAGGUUGUGCCAGACAAUCACAUAAAGUAUUUUACAAUUAA
Nematolebias whitei (Rio pearlfish) is the source of this 752-nucleotide messenger RNA. RefSeq names its product cornifelin-like. The record is from RefSeq and is a predicted model, not a curated record. Bases 77 to 463 code for a protein of 128 amino acids. The transcript has 4 exons. Lineage: Eukaryota; Metazoa; Chordata; Actinopteri; Cyprinodontiformes; Rivulidae.